This is a messenger RNA of Xyrichtys novacula (pearly razorfish), 2156 nucleotides long. The record is from the annotation of a GenBank genome assembly. Lineage: Eukaryota; Metazoa; Chordata; Actinopteri; Labriformes; Labridae.
AUGGAGGAGAUGAGGAGAACGGCCAGGAGGGUCCGAGGGUGGUCAUUGAACACUGGUGAGAAAAGUGGUGCACGCCUUAUUAUUUCAUGUUCGAGAGCCAGUGAUACUCAUCCUUUUUGCUGAAACCCUUUUUGCUGUAUUUACAGUUGUGUUAAAUGAAAUCCUCCUCAGGUCUCAAAGAGUCAGAUAGGGGAGAGUGGGGUAAGAUGAGCCAUUUUUCAUAUUUCGGAUCACUACAAGGCAAUCAUAGUUUUGUCUCUAACUAGUGUAUCUGCACAUAUUUCAAGAUGUUGUGCAUCACUGCAAACCAACAGAAUGAGUGUAAACAUAACUGUCUUAAUAAUAUAGCAUGCCAAAAAAAGUGGUCUCCUAUGGUCCCGGUGUAUGGGGUAAGUUGACCAUAGGAGCGGGGUAAGUCCUCUAAGUAUUAUUAGUCCUCUAAGCUAAAAUGGUGGGCUGUUAUGUUACGUUUUUGACCUCAUGUUGUCGCUCAUAGAUACCACAAUUGAUGUAUAAAACAAAUUUUAAAAGAUCUUUUUUGGUCUAAACACAAUUCGAAAAAAACUUUCAAGAGUGAAAAAUGUUUUUUUUUUUUUUUAAAUUAACAUUGAACCCAUUUACCCAUGUGCUUCUAACCUCCACAGACUCCAUGAAUUGAUGCCCAUCUCCUAAAUAUUUGGUCACAUGAUCAAUUUCUUUUACCAUUUCCAAGCAACAGGGGGUGGCUCAACUUACCGCACUCUCCCUUACAUUCAUGAUAGGACCCAGCCGUCACAACUAUUUAAAUAUAGUUUUUGAGAAAUCUUUUUCAGCAUUGUCCAUCAGCUGUUAAUACUACCAGGAUAAUUAAAUGGGGCCUUGGAGAAGAAAACAGUCAGGUGUACUGUUCAUAAAUUUUCACUUUAAAAUGACGAAUCUUCUUCUCGUCCGUAAACACUGAAUUCAGUUCUGAUCUGUAUUUACAGUUUCUGCUUUAUCAUUGGAAAUGGGUAACAAGACAAACUGAAAAAACAGCCGGCUGAUCACAGUUUUCUUUGUUAUUGCUGCUAAUGCUAAUGAGGGAGUUCAUACUAGGGGUGGGAGAAAAAAUCUAUUCACAUAAGCGUCGUGAUUUUUUUGUUUUACAAUUUUUAAAUCAAUUUUUAUGUUCAAAAUUUGUUUUUUUUUUUACCCUCAAAUUUAAGAACAAAUCUUAAAAAACUGACUUACAUAGUCAGUAGACAAUCAUAAUUGUUCAACUGUUUCACUGGCGUUAAAAAUGCAGACUAAAAAUGUAGAAAAUCGACAAUAUUGUAGCAUUGCAAAUUAAAUCGAAUUGGCCUCCAAAAAAUCUCUGAAAAAUCGAAUCAGGAGAAAAGCAUCGUCCCAGCCCUAGUUCAUACUUUAAAAAAAAAAACUUCUCUCUGUAUCUUAAAGGCAUUUUCAGAAGUCUAUAUAGCAGUUAAAUCAUAUGCAUCCAUAUACCACAAUAAGAAAUAAGAAGUUUGAGUGCUCACCUCAUGGCUGGUUUGUUAUUUUGGCAGUAAGAGCUGACGAGUGUAUGGGCGUAAUGCCGAGGAGGUGAAAUCUGCCCUCCUGGCUGCCCAGCCUGGACUGAUUGUGGUCCUCAACCCAGAGAAACCUCGCAGGAACAGCUUUGAAAUCUCUCUGCAGGAUGGAGGCAAAGGUGAGGAGGGCAAAUGAGGAAAAUUGAAAAGAUUUCACUUGCUGUUUUUGUAAAAGAUAUAUUGUUCAUGCAUAGAGGGAAACAUACCAAUCCAGUUACCAAUCAAAUUUUUUCACAAGGUUCUAAAUAAGCUUUUUAUCUGUGUUGUUACAUAAGUCAGUAAAUGAAGACGUAUCUGUUAUAACUUGUAAUCUGACUGAAUGUGUCAUCUGUCUUACUAAACCAUGGUUUGAUAUCCAACAGGAGGCUUUGUUUACUAGCGUAAGAUGCGGCAUUAAUAAUAAUAAUCCCCAGUCUUUUCUGUUUUCCAUUAAUCUAAAAUUCUCCUGGACUUGACAGUUGUGCUUACAAUGACAUGUUUACCAUUUGUUUUUUCUCUUAAGAAACAUCACUGUGGACUGGCAUAAAGAAGGGUCCGCCUCGUAAGCUGAAGUUUCCUCAACCGGAUGUUGUAGUUGCUGCUCUACUAGAAGCUCUGAAGGCUGAGUAA